Stegodyphus dumicola is the source of this 2860-nucleotide messenger RNA. Its product is annotated as chitin deacetylase 1-like. Gene Ontology annotation, biological process: carbohydrate metabolic process. Lineage: Eukaryota; Metazoa; Arthropoda; Arachnida; Araneae; Eresidae. Gene Ontology annotation, molecular function: protein binding; chitin binding; hydrolase activity, acting on carbon-nitrogen (but not peptide) bonds. The record is from RefSeq and is a predicted model, not a curated record. Gene Ontology annotation, cellular component: extracellular region.
GUCAAUGACGUAGAGCGUGACGUCAUGGCUUACCUUCCCUCAUAUAAAGGGGAAUGAGAUCCUCAGAUCUAGUUUCGGACUGUUGCCACCAUGGUAGGAUCAACGUGGAUAGUUUUUAUUGGAAUUGCCAUCACCGGAGCUUUGUCAGUAUCUAUUGUCAAACGACAGAUAGACGGCCAGAAUGAUGCAGAACUUUGUAAGAACAGAUCUCCAAGUGAAUAUUUCCGUUUAACAGCUGAUGAUGACUGCAGGGAUGUUGUCAGGUGUUCUGUGCAAGGUCUUUUGGCUUUAAGAUGUCCUUCAGGUCUCGCUUUUGACAUCGAAAAGCAGACUUGUGAUUGGAAGAACAAUGUCAAAAACUGCGAACAACUCGAGAAGCCUCGCCUGGCAACGCCCCUUCUGGCAACUGACGAACCUCUGUGUGAAACAGGAAAGCUAGCAUGUGGUAAUGGAGACUGCAUAGAAAGAGAAUUGUUCUGUAAUGGCUUGCCAGACUGCAGCGAUGGAUCAGAUGAAAACGCAUGCACCGUGGACAGGGAUCCUAAUAGAGCUCCACCUUGCGACCAGACCCAGUGUGUUCUCCCAGACUGUUACUGCUCUCCUGAUGGAACACAAAUCCCUGGGAAAUUAGAACCCAAUACAGUACCCCAAAUGAUCACCAUCACAUUUGACGAUGCAGUCAACAACAACAACAUCAUCGUUUAUGAAAGAAUCUUCAAAGAAGGCAGGAACAAUCCCAAUGGAUGUUCGGCUAAAGGAACUUUCUUUGUCUCCCACAAAUACACCAAUUACUCAGCUGUCCAGGAACUUCAUCGCAAAGGACAUGAAAUUGCAGCUCAUUCUAUCACGCACAGAAAUAAUGAAAAAUAUUGGACAGAGGCCAGUCUGGACACUUGGGCUAAAGAAAUGGCUGGUGUUAGACUUAUUUUGGAACGCUUUGGAAACAUUACUGACAACUCCAUUGUUGGCGUCAGGGCACCUUAUUUGAGAGUCGGAGGCAACAGUCAGUUUUCCAUGAUGGAAGAACAAGCCUUCCUUUACGAUUCUACCCUCACCGCACCUCUCAGCAACCCACCACUUUGGCCAUACACCCUUUAUUUCAGGAUGCCCCACAAAUGUCACGGAAACGGACAGAAUUGCCCAACUAGGUCACAUGCUGUUUGGGAAAUGGUAAUGAACGAACUGGAUCGUAGGGAUGACCCCAACUUCGAUGAAGAGCUAGCUGGUUGCGCUAUGGUGGACAGUUGUAGCAAUAUCAUCUCCGGCGAACAAUUCUACAAUUUCUUGAAUCACAAUUUUGACAGGCAUUAUAAGACAAACCGAGCACCAUUGGGUCUUUAUUUCCAUGCUGGUUGGUUGAGGCUGAAUCAAGAUUACUUGGAUGCCCUUGUUCAAUGGAUGGAUGAAGUUCUGGGAAAGAAUGAUGUGUACUUUGUUACCAUGACUCAAGUUCUCCAAUGGAUGCAAUCCCCUUCAGAGUUGUCAUCCAUUAGGGAUUUUGCACCAUGGAAAGAAAAGUGUGAUGUGAAAGGUCAAGCGUAUUGUUCCCUGCCAAAUGCCUGUCCUUUGACAACAAGAGAGCUUCCAGGAGAAACCAUUCGACUUCACACAUGUAUGGAAUGUCCUCAAAAUUAUCCCUGGAUAGAGGAUCCCACAGGAGAUUAUUUUGCUUUUAAGAAAUGAGUGAACUGAUUACCAUUUUGUAUUAUUUUUUUUUAUAUUUGAGACUUUUUUUUUUUCAGGGUUCAAAUUUCCUUUUGCAGUCAUCCACUUGUUUUUUACAAAUUUUGCAGAUCUUUAGUUUUUCUGAAAAGUUAUGCAUCCGUAGAGUAACAUCCUUGCUGUUUACUAGCAAUUACUGAGGAAAAUUCGAACAUUUCCUCUUUUUGUGCCACGGGCCUGUUACGAUAAAAUAAGAACAUAAUUAUGAAGUCUUAGAACAACCAAUACCUUAAACCCAACUUUUAAUUUUAACUGAACCCUGUUUAAGGAAAUUUAAGAUAAAGAUGCCAAAGUGGUUAACCACUAACAGAAAACAAAUACAAAAAAACGGCUUGUAAAUACAUAUUUUUUAUCUGAAUGCAAUGACAGAAACACUUAUGUUUCUCAUCAUCACCAAUCUGCAGGUCAAUGUGACAAAUAAGCCUGCACAGGAGACUAAAAUUUGCUCCAUUGUUAAAGAAACAUCGUGAUUUAAUAGCUAAUGCUGUGAUCAUUCUAAUUAUUUUUAGUUGUAUUAGUCACAGCUAAUAUUUCAUAAACUAUAAAUAUCUUUCUUUUUUUUUAAACUUAUUUACAAUCUAAUUUAACACAGAUUUACAUAUUAUAUUUUUUCCCGAUUUAGAUAAACAUAAUACCAAUGACACUUCUUAAUUCAAGAAAUGCACUACCAAUAACAAAAUAUUACCAAUGUCUCUUUAAAAAUACCCGAUAAUGUGCAUAUAUAUAUAAAAAAAAAAGAUCUAAAGACUAAAAUAUUUCGUAAUGAAAAGCAAUAAGUAACAUUAAUUAAUAAUAAGAAGAAUUUAUUUCGAUUAUACUAAUGCAUCAGAUCUCUUAUUUGUUUAAAAAUUAGUACAGAUUAGUAACAACAAACAUUAUUUAAUUUUUUUUUUUUAUGUUGAUCUACAAAUAUUAUUACUGGAAAUUUUAUCAUCGAAAUUAUAAAUAAACACUACUGAUCCGAAAAACAGAUGCUAAAUGCACUGAAAUGUCAUUAAUGCUGUAAAUUUACAUUUUAAUUAUUAAAAUUUGAAUCUUCAAUUUGUACAUACUUCAUCUAAGUGGUUCCUAAAACAAGUCAAACUAGAAGCUGUGACUAAUAUUGUGCUGCAAUAAAGUGUACUUUUGUUUAAUAGAA